Coprinopsis cinerea okayama7#130 is the source of this 1494-nucleotide messenger RNA. RefSeq lists its product as hypothetical. The transcript has 6 exons. The record is from RefSeq and is a predicted model, not a curated record. Bases 1 to 1494 code for a protein of 497 amino acids. Lineage: Eukaryota; Fungi; Basidiomycota; Agaricomycetes; Agaricales; Psathyrellaceae.
AUGAACGACAUGGCCCUCACUCCGGAGCAAGAACGUAAAGUGACCCACAUCAAAUGCGAUAACUGUCGUGUUUGCAUGCUACAGGGCAAGAUGGCCCGAUGCCACUCUACCUCCUACCCUGGUCUCGCAGCCUGGAAGCCCCUCCCGCCCGACUACCGCACAGCAUAUGAAGGUUACUUCGUUUAUGGCUUCCCUCUGUCCGAGAAAAAGGCAAAGAGAAUCCUGAAGCGCCUGCGCUGCCCGCCAUCUAUACCGGAUCGCCUGUUCAUGCACGCCGUCGAAAUCACCAGGCAACUCGAACUCGGAGCGAAACUCAAACACGCGUUGACCUACACGAUUGUCAAAGCCGACGCGCAGAGCGAGGAGGAGGGCAUGGCGUUCGACCAAGAUGGCAAAAGGGCUGUGGACAUCUUGGCCCUUGGCUGCACGAAAAACCGCAAACUCUACCACCACCGGAGGCCGACGCCUAAACAGAUGGAGAUCUUGGAGGACUUCCUGGGUGAACCGAGGUGGUUCGAAACACUCCAACCCAAAUCCGAAUACCAGACUUUCUUUUUCAACGAUUUACCUUCGGCAUAUAUAUCCACGUCUUCCAAUAUCGAACCGUACCCUGCUGCAAUGGAACACGAGACCACUGUCAGAGAAGCACAGAGCAAAGAACACGCGAACACAAGUGACAAUAGCCUUGGAAGCGCAGGGCAGGCCACACCCGAGAAGGAUCAAGUCACACCGAGUCCAAGGACCACAACUCUUACUCCAGAACAACAACGUAAAGUGGCCCACAUCAAAUGCGACACCUGUCGCUCUUGCGGGAAGAUACCCCCGUGCCAUUCCCCCUCCUACCCUGGUCUCGCAACCUGGAAGCCCCUCCCGCCUGACUACCAAACAGCAUACGAAGGGUACUUUAUCUACGGUUUCCCCGUGUGUGAGAGAAAAGCCAAGAAGAUCCUGAAGCGCCUGCGGCUCCCGCCAUCCACACCAGAUCGCCUGUUCCUCAACGCCGCCGAGAUCAUCAGGCGUCUCGAACUCGGAGCGAAACUCGAACACGGGCUGAAAUUCACGACCGUCAAAGCCGACGCUCAGAGCGAGGAGGAGGGCAUGGCCUACGACCAGGACGGUAAGAGGGCCGUGAAGAUGAAAAAACGGCAGGUGGAAGCGGACAGGAAGAAGGCUGAAGCUAAUUUGUUCAAGGAAGUUGCAAGGAAGCAGAAACAACAGGAUCGGUUGGCAGCGUUGGAAGUGACGAGUCGGAAGCUUGUCCUAGAUGAGUCAGAGAUUCAGAAACUCACCAAAGAUCAACUUAACGAGCAGCUGGACUACCAUCGGAAUGCAGAGAAGGGACUUCCAGACAUUCCACAGGAGGUCCGGGUACCUCUAAAGUCGAAGAUGACGACGAAUGCUAUGCGGAAAGAAGUCCUAAUACGCGCUGCUAUCAGGUAUAGAGCACGAAAUGGACCCCAGAAUGAUACCCCACCUUUGGAUAUACCCCGGUAG